AUGGAGAAGCUCCUCAUCCUACCUAAUGGGCUAAUGGCACGAGAACUGGCGCGCUACAAGGUGGACAUCGCCGCACUCAGCGAGACCCGAUUCUCCGAACAAGGCCAACUGGAGGAGGUGGGUGCCGGCUACACCUUCUUCUGGAGUGGCCGACCCAGGGCAGAGCGACGGGACGCGGGUGUCACCUUCGCCAUUCGGAACGACAUCGUGGGACGACUGCCCUGUUUGCCGCAGGGCAUCAACGAUCGCCUGAUGAGCCUCCGCCUGCCUCUCCGGCGAGGAGGCAAAUUCGCCACCAUCACCAGCGCCUACGCUCCGACGAUGACCAACCCCGACGCCGUCAGAGACAAAUUCUACGAGGACCUGCACGCCCUCUUGGCGACUGUGUCGAAGGCGGACAAGUUGAUUGUCCUUGGUGACUUCAACGCCCGCGUCGGCACAGACCAUACUGCCUGGAGAGGAGUGCUGGGUCCCCACGGCCUCCGCGGCUCAAACGACAAUGGUCUGCUGCUUCUCCGCACCUGCGCAGAACACCGCCUCAUCCUGACGAACAUCUUCUUCUGUCUGACGGAGCGAGGGAAGGCCACCUGGAGGCAUCCUCGGUCGCGCCAGUGGCACCUGCUGGACUAUGUCCUCGUCCGGAGGCGAGAUCAGCGGGACGUGCUGGUGACGAAAGCGAUCGCGGGUGCUGACGGGUGGACCGACCAUCGCCUCGUCAUCUCGAAGAUGCGUAUUCGCCUAGAGCCUCGCAGGAGACCACAAGGUAAGCGACCCCCAGGUAAGCUGAAUGUUGCCUUGUUGUCUUUGCCCGCUCACCAUCUUUAUUUCAGCAAUGAGCUAGCUCGACGGCUAGACAACCUGCCCAUCGCCGACGCCGCCGCUGCCGAGAACGCCUCCGUGGAGAACCACUGGUGUUAACUGCGAGACACGGUCCAGUCGACGGCGCUCACCGUCCUCGGUCGCGCUCCCCGCCAACACCAGGACUGGUUCGACGACAACGACGCCGCCAUCAGAAAUCUGCUAGCUGAGAAGAACCGCCUACACAAAAUCUACGUAGAUCACCCCACUGAUGCCACCAAAGCUGCCUUCUACCGCAGUCGCCGCCAACUUCAGAAACGACUGCGCGAGGUGCAAGACGCCUGGAUCGUUCGCAAAGCUGAGAAGAUCCAAGGGUACGCGGACCGCAACGAAUGGAAGAACUUCUUCUCUGCGAUCAAAGCUGUCUACGGUCCGGCGACGAAGGGCACUGCUCCUCUCCUCAGCGCCGACGGCAACACUCUCCUGACUGAGAAGACGCAAAUCCUACAGCGAUGGGCCGAGCAUUUCCGAGGCGUCCUCAACCGCCCCUCCGUCAUCUCCGACGCCGCCAUCGAGCGUUUGCCGCAAGUGGAGACCAACGUGGACCUCGACCUCCCGCCAUCUCUCCAGGAGACCAUCAGGGCCGUGCAGCAGCUCUCCAGCGGGAAAGCACCCGGAUCGGACGCAAUCCCUGCUGAGGUCUACAAGCACGGAGGUCCCCAACUGAUUGACCACCUGACUGCGCUCUUCCAAGAGAUGUGUCGUCAAGGUGAAGUCCCGCAAGAUUUCAAAGACGCAACCAUCGUGCAUCUCUACAAGCGCAAAGGGAAUCGCCAAGUCUGCGACAAUCACCGCGGCAUCUCGCUGCUGAACAUCGCCGGGAAGAUCUUCGCCCGCAUCCUUCUCAACCGCCUCAAUAAGAAUCUGGAACAGGGUCUUCUGCCGGAAAGCCAAUGCGGCUUCCGUCGUCAUCGUGAAACCACGGAUAUGAUCUUCGCCGCCCGUCAACUUCAGGAGAAGUGUCAGGAGAUGCGGACCCACCUGUAA
Messenger RNA from Spirometra erinaceieuropaei, 1845 nucleotides. Lineage: Eukaryota; Metazoa; Platyhelminthes; Cestoda; Diphyllobothriidea; Diphyllobothriidae. The record is from the annotation of a GenBank genome assembly.